This is a messenger RNA of Daldinia caldariorum, 3167 nucleotides long. RefSeq lists its product as uncharacterized. Bases 190 to 2601 code for a protein of 803 amino acids. The transcript has 3 exons. NCBI's taxonomy places the organism in Eukaryota, Fungi, Ascomycota, Sordariomycetes, Xylariales, Hypoxylaceae. The record is from RefSeq and is a predicted model, not a curated record.
AUUCUUUUUCCCUUUCCAGUUUCAUUUCCUUUUCUCUUUUUCCUUUUACCUUUUUCUUCUUUCCUAUCAACCCAGUUCACAUCAUCACGAUAUCUAACAAUCGGCUAGUCCACCAGCACAAAAGUCAUUCCUGUCAAGGAAUGGCGUGCAAAUAUCAAGUCUGGUGGUAAACCUAACAUCGAGCAGUCGAUGUUGGCAGCUGCGCCUGCCGAAAUCCAAACCGCUCCUUCCAGAGCGGUGUGGAUGGUCCCUAGAGAGCUUCGUAGAAGAAGCUCAAGCCCUUUGAAAUUAGCAACGGCCGAAGUACUAGCCAAACUGCAGCGUAUCACAGGCUGCACCCUGAUGUCGGAAGGCGACGGCAUCGCCGUUUUCAUUGGAGGGGAAUCGGUCGAAGCUACAAAUAAUGCCAUGCGAAAGCUGAGCACUCUUGCGGAAGCGGCGGUAUCGCCGUAUAAAGCCGAUGUCCGCUGCGAGAGCUUCAUAUACGGAGAGGACCAGCAAAACAAUCCUGCUGUCUUCACCUACAUGGCACAUGGAAGAAGAUCCUACCUCAAGUCUUACUUCCUUGACCGAGCAAUCCAUGACUUGAGCGAAAAGUCUUCUGCGUACGGGAAAAUAUUCGAGCGAGGUGUUGUGGUAUCAUUACUAGAUACCGACUCUCAACCAGCCAAAGGUCCGGGAGAUAUAACUCCUGCUAUAUUGGAGAGGGGGAGGAAUGAGCCAUAUAGGGCAUUUGCACCUAAUACAUGGCACUACAAAGCGAAAUCUAGACUUUACGCUUUAAAGGAUGCUCCGCCCAAUCCUAGAAAUAACCCACAAGUUACUUCUUGGAUUAAUAGGCUGCCCCAACCAGAGCUGAUGCUACAUCAUAGCAAUGGAGCCAUUUCUCCUGAGUUGCCAUAUAGGACACAAGUGCAACUUCUCCAGCAUACUCAAGAUAUACCGGAUAAUCUGCAAAACAACCAAAGUGUGGGUUACAAUUCUUCUGAGCUGCCCAACACACAGGAACUGUCCCAACAAACUUCCUAUGAACAUCAGCACCCAACAGGAAGAUCAAACAUAAGAUUAGUUGAUGAAACCCGUCACUUACUGGACUCUAAAUCACCUCAUAUUCCAGUAGUGUCAGGUGUGGGGCAACCUUGCAAUGUCGCCAACAGUGCACAAAAGCAUCCAACAGAGCAGAAUCUUGAGAAGCCCGACCAGAAAGAACAGGAAGGGCUCUUGGUCAGUUUUGACAUGGCUGAGACAACAAAGGCGUCGCCGGUGGGCGCGCAAAUUCCUACAAAUGCCUCUGACUCUGAAAUCGUACCAGAGGAUCCAUUUGCUAAGAUAUGGAAUGGUGUUCGAAAAGGAGAUAUUUGCGUGGAACCUCGAGCUGCUCCUAAGACUCAGCAUUCUACUAUGAGGCAAAAGGCCGGUCGCCGGGGUGAUAAUAUUCUAGUCCGAGAUCUCCUAUCUAAUCACAAACACAAGGCUCCAGACUCCGAUCCGGAAUUGAUCCAAGCCAUUACCCAGAAGCUUGUUCAAAUGUUGAGUUCUCUGGAUGUCUUUACUGGUAAGGUAUAUUUGAAAGCUGAACUUGGACGUCUCUGUCUUACCAAAGUUAAUCACAAUCAUGUGUGUCUAGAGGACACCCCUUUUCAUAGUAAGGCUAAGCCACUGCAAGUCAUCAAAGAAGCCUUGGAUAAGCAUCAUGUUAAGCCACGAGACCUUGUCUUUACGAAGAUUCUCACAGGAGAUGGUGGAGAUGCCAACUAUAUUUCAUUUGCGGAGGACAGUUCUGGACAAAGAUUAUGGUCGCCGAAUACUCGUCACGCCAUCUAUGAGAUCCACUGUCGUGCUAAAACAACUGGUGGAAAGCAUCAAGAUUUCACUCUAGAGGUCGAUGCGAAGAGCUUUGAGUAUAGAAUCCAUGAGCUGAGUGGUGAUUCUUGCUCUGUUUUUGUGCAUUGCCCCAAAAGGUCAUGGGAUUUCCAAGUUACUCUCUGCAAGUUGCAAGAUUUGAGAGAAACUUACAAUGACUUCGCCGAAGAUCUCGUUAACGAUAUGCGGGUCAUAACGCAAGGAUCUAGUAUACCGUUGUUGGAAUUUAUUGUCAAGGAAGCAUAUCAAGUCAAGAUACUACUUGUCCGAACCCGCAACGUCGCAACUUACGUGAGGAAAGGAGGAAAUAUCCAAUCAGCCUUGGGCGCUCAUGGCCUACAGUCACCAGCUUCGAGAGUACUUGAGAUUUCCGAGGUGCAUGACAUGGCACCAAGAACCGUUGGUGAUAGCAAUGGAGAUGUAACAAUCCAAUUCCAGCAGUACGGCGGAAAUCAGCAGCUUGGCCAGCUACCCACUUGGUACGAGGUUUCAUUGCAAUCCAAGGUGAUCAAUGAGGCGCUGCAACAGAACCGAGAUCUCGAACUGGGAGAGAAAGUGACUUGGACACCCCAGCAGCUUCAAAGCACCGGUGCAUUGAGUGAUCUUAUUAUGUCUGCAACCGAAGUGGUAAAGCAAAUCGAUGGGGUAGGUUAUUGGGGAGAUAACUUCCAAGACGGUUUGAUCCACGGCGAGCCUCCAUCAGGGCCAACAGCAACUUCCAAGUCACAUUACUGGUAAUGGGACUAUUCAGCCAAGGAGUACGAACGACUGGCCUUAUUUUGUGACGCGUGAAGAUGAAAACGUAUGUUUUGUUGAAAGAGGGAAUGUUGGCGUCCGGAUCGGCGUCGUGAGCAAAUUCUGCUGUAUACCUCUAUUCUAGUCUAUUCUAGUCUAUCUCUGCUUGUGUGAUACGGUAUAGGUAAUCAUUUGCUUUUAUUCGAAACUUUGAUAAGAUAUCACAUAAUCGAUAUUCCCUUAAUGGGCAAGGCUACAGUCAUAAUGAGAGGUACUUUAUCAGGUGAUACCUAAGGCAGUUUAAUUUCAAUUGAUCGGAUAUUCGAAGCUAGGUUACCUCAGGUAGUCUACAAUUCAAGUUCAUGCUUCAUGAAUGAACGCUAGGGGAAAAAAAAAAGGCAAAUUGAAAUGCUUAUAAAUUUCUAUAAUGCUUGGCUUUGCUUUUUGCUGGCUCUCAAUCGAGAGCUGUUCUAAUUAGGUCGAUAUAACCUCAAACGUUCUUCAUCUGUGAAUCGGUAGGGGUUGGAGAACGAACACCUACACUACCUCUAGCAGGUAUUCCUUUUAUG